AUUUUCAGACCUUUCGUCCUCUUUUACUCUUGAAAAGUCGUAUAAAGAUGUGACUCAUCACAUAACUUAAAUGAACUUCACAAGAGAACUAAAUAAGAAAAAAGUUUACUCAAAAUGGAUCUUGCUUGGCCAAUUCUUGCUCUUGGAUAUCCUCUAUUUGUGACAAUUCGAGCUAUUGAGACUGGCUGUGUGUAUGACAAGAGGAAAGUUGUCAUAUAUUGGAUAAUCUUUUCUUUUGUUUAUCUGUUCGAGCAUGUUUUUGCAAAAUUUCUUGUGUGGGUACCUCUGUGGUCGUAUUUAAGAUUAAUUUUCAUCUGUUGGUUGGUGAUACCUCAGUUAAAUGGGGCGUUUUAUUUAUACCAAAAUUUUCUUCAUCCAUUGAAACUGUCCCUUGCUAUCACUCAGUUUUUUGCCACAUGUUCUAAAUGGUUUAAAAAACUAAAGGAAGAGUCCUUUCUGUCCGUGGCAAUGAGCCAUCUUGAAGAAAAGGGAUCUGAAUCUCAGGAAAAACUGAUUGCAAGCAAGCCCGAAUGCAACGAGGGUGGCCAGAUUUUGGGAGAGAUCCAAGUGAUGGAAUGCACAGCAAAAUGCAAUGCAGCUGCAUCAAACCAGGUUGGGACUAUAGAUGAAAAUCUACUUCAGACUGAAAACAAAACAAGAGCAGCUACACAGGUUAUUAGUAAACCAGCCAUUCCGGCAAUUGCAAAACUCCCAGAUACUUUUUCUCCUCAAACGGUGUUCCAGACAAGGUGGACAUGUGAAAUAUGUAAAGUGACCGUCUCCUCUGAGCUAACACUAAAAUCCCAUCUCCGUGGGAAAAAACACAGGGCUGAGGCUAAGCUAUGGUGUACUUUCUGUAACUUGAGAGUCUCCGGUGAGAUUGACAUGAUUGCACAUCUCAAGGGGAAGAGGCACCUGGCAAAACUUCUAGAGACAUUUGCUAAUGCUGGAGCUACUUAGACGACUAUGAGAGUUGCCUAUUGUCUUAGGUCAACUUAACCUGAUGGUAUGGCAUCAGUUCAAUGUAACCUGCUGCAAUAGCCAGGUUAUUUCAGUAUUUUCCAAGUCCCCAUAGCGAAACAAGUUUGCUAUGAGAGUAGCCUAUGGUCUUAGGUCAACUUAAACUUGAUGGUAUAAAAGAUUACCUAUUUCUGUUUUAAUUAUAUUAUCAACUUAUGUUUUAUUAUUGAGAAUA
Messenger RNA from Solanum dulcamara, 1195 nucleotides. RefSeq names its product HVA22-like protein c. Gene Ontology annotation, molecular function: zinc ion binding; nucleic acid binding. NCBI's taxonomy places the organism in Eukaryota, Viridiplantae, Streptophyta, Magnoliopsida, Solanales, Solanaceae. The coding region runs from base 115 to 960 and encodes 281 amino acids. The record is from RefSeq and is a predicted model, not a curated record. The transcript is spliced from 6 exons.